UCGAACAGUGAAAUGGCCAAGUUAUUUCAACGUAAUCGUAUGCUUUACAAUCAACUACGACAGUUACACUCAAAUGUGAUAAGCGGUUCUACUCCUAGCGUGGAAAAGGAAAAGAAAGCAUUUCAAGAUGUCCUCCCAGAAUUUAUUAACUCCGUGGUAACUACGACUAAGGUAAAAGAACUGCCUGAAGUCGCAACAUGGUUGAAACAGGUUCUAAAUUACGUGUUACCAGGCGGUAAAUUGAGCAGAGGGUUCAUUACAUCUGUGGGAUACAAAAUGUUUGAAGAACCUGAAUAUUUCUCAGAAAGAACACAGCACGAUGCUCACAUUCUAGGCUGGUGCAUACAAAUGAUGCACGCAACAUUUUUUGUACUAGAUGACAUCGCCGAUGGAGGGACAAUGCGGCAUAAUAAGACAUGUUGGCACUUGCAAAGGAACAUUAAUUUAUACGCUGUCAACGACGCGCUGAUAAUGCAGCAAGCGACGAUGGACAUGUUAAAUACUCACUUUGGGAAGUCGCCCAUCUAUACUGACCUGAUCAAUUAUUUUAAUGAGGCAAUGUACCGAACCACAAUAGGCGAGCACUUGGAUUUAUGUUCAAACUACAACAAGGAUACGGACAAUGUAGAAAUAUUCAACAUGAGUCGGCUCCAUGACACUGCCGUCAACAAGACAGGCUACUAUACCUUCAAGUUGCCAAUAUUUACUUCACUGCUUCUAGUGAAGAAUGGUCGACAACUAGCUACCACAGAAUUACAUGAUUUCUGUUACGGAAUUGGGAGAUUAAUGCAAGUUCAGGACGAUUAUCUUGACGUAUACGGCACCGAGACGAUCACAGGCAAAACUUCAAGAGAUAUCCAAGAAGGAAAAGCUACCUGGCUGUCAGCGACAGCGCUGCAGCUCUGCAACUCAGUUCAACUUUCGAUCUUCAAAGAAUACUACGGCAGCAAUGACUUGGAACAUGUGCAGCGCAUUAAGCAGCUUUACGAUGAACUGAAUCUGUCUGAUUUGUAUGAACAAUAUGAACUCAAAAUGUAUCACGAUCUGUUGCAUCAAAUUAACGAAAUGCCCCAUGAAGGGGGGAAGAUUUUACUCACAGGAAUAUUAAAUUCAUGCUUUAAACGUUACCUACUUUGUUUAAAGUCGGUUCCUCGACUCAGACCAAUAAUGGCAAAAUUAGUACGGUACAAUCACUUAUUCUACAAUCAACUACGAACGUUACAUUCGAAUAAUUUGAGUGUUCCAAUUAUAAAUAUAGAAUCGGAAAAGAAGGCGUUCGAAGAUGUCCUACCAGAAUUUAUUGACAAUGUUAUAACUCGGCCGAAGAUAAAACAGCUGCCUCAAGUCGCGACAUGGAUGAAGCAGCUCUUAGAAUACACAUUAACUGGAGGAAAACUGGGCAGAGGAUUGAUGGCUUCUACGGGAUACAAAAUGUUUGAAAAUCCUGACCAGUUCUCGGAAAAAACACAACACUCAGCUCGGCUCCUAGGCUGGUGUGUAGAAAUGUUGCACACAUCACUAAUAGUAUUUGAUGAUGUCUUGGAUGGCGGGACGGUGCGACAUGGCAAGCCAAGUUGGCACCUGCGACGUAGUAUCAGCAAUUAUGCUUUUAUCGACUCGAUGUUAAUACACCAUGCCAUGAUGGACGUAUUAGAAAUGUACUUCGGGAAAACGCCCUUCUAUAAUACUAUGUCUAGUUAUUUUCAUGAGGCAUCGUACCGAGCCACUAUUGCUGAGCACAUGGACCUGUGUUCAGGCUACAACAAGGACACGGAUAAUAUAGAAAUAUUCACCAUUAACCACCUCCAUGAUAUAGCCGUUUACAAAUCAGCCUACUAUUCCUUCAAGUUGCCAAUAUUUGCUGCACUGCUUCUAGUGAAGAAUGGACAGAAACUAGCUACCAUCAAUUUACACGAGUUUUGUAUGGAAUUAGGAAUAUUGAUGCAAGCUCAGGACGAUUACUUAGACGCUUAUGGCAACGAGACGGUCACGGGCAAAAAUAGCAGAGAUAUCCAGGAAGGAAAAUGCACUUGGUUCUCAGUUACAACGCUGCAGCGCUGCAACUCCGCUCAACUUGCGAUCUUCAAAGAAUACUACGGCUGCAAUGACUUAGAAGAUGUGAAGCGCAUCAAGCAGCUUUAUGAUGAACUGAACCUGCGUGAUGUGUAUGAACAAUAUGAACACAAAAUGUAUGAAAAACUAUUGCGUCGAAUAAACGAGAUGCCCCAUGCAGGGGGGAGAACUCUACUCACGGGAAUAUUAAAUUUAUGUUAUAAAAGAGUUAAAUAA
Spodoptera litura is the source of this 2289-nucleotide messenger RNA. RefSeq lists its product as uncharacterized. Gene Ontology annotation, cellular component: cytoplasm. Gene Ontology annotation, molecular function: dimethylallyltranstransferase activity; (2E,6E)-farnesyl diphosphate synthase activity. Gene Ontology annotation, biological process: trans, trans-farnesyl diphosphate biosynthetic process. NCBI's taxonomy places the organism in Eukaryota, Metazoa, Arthropoda, Insecta, Lepidoptera, Noctuidae. The record is from RefSeq and is a predicted model, not a curated record.